AUAGCGUUCGGAGGAACAAACAAUCUGGACCCUUCUUUGGCUAUCCCCUUUUCGGCUACUUUAACUUCAAACUUUCCCUGGGAGUUUUGCCAUUUGUCUCUGUGAAGAGAGUCUGGGUUUCGGAAGGUUUUUCGAAGUGAUCGAUUGAGGAGUCGGGAAGAUCGUAUCUGGUGUUGUUGCUUGUAGGAGAGUAGUUUGUUUGAGAUGGCGAGUAAUGGCAGCUUCGGUGACUACACGGCCACGAACUUGGACCGGGAAGAGUACUGGCCCUCCCAAAAGCUGAGAAUUUCUAUCACGGGAGCUGGUGGGUUUAUUGCCUCGCACAUCGCGCGUCGAUUGAAGAGCGAGGGGCACUACAUAAUCGCCUCCGACUGGAAGAAGAAUGAGCACAUGAGUGAGGAUAUGUUCUGCGACGAGUUUCACCUCGUGGAUCUGCGUGUCAUGGACAAUUGCAUGAAGGUCACUAAGGGCGCUCAUCAUGUGUUCAACUUGGCUGCCGACAUGGGUGGUAUGGGCUUCAUCCAGUCUAACCACGCCGUCAUUAUGUACAACAACACCAUGAUCAGUUUCAACAUGCUCGAAGCCGCUCGCAUCAACGGUGUUACCCGGUUUUUCUAUGCCUCAAGCGCGUGCAUUUACCCUGAAUUCAAGCAACUCGAAACUGAUGUGAGCAGUUUGAAGGAGUCUGAUGCGUGGCCCGCUCUGCCCCAAGAUGCUUACGGUCUUGAAAAGUUGGCCACCGAGGAGUUGUGCAAACAUUACACGAAGGACUUUGGCAUGGAGUGCCGCAUUGGUCGCUUUCACAACAUUUAUGGCCCAUACGGAACCUGGAAGGGUGGGCGUGAGAAGGCACCCGCCGCCUUCUGCAGAAAGGCCUUGACAGCCACCGAGCAUUUCGAGAUGUGGGGCGAUGGCAAGCAAACUCGCUCCUUCACCUUCAUCGACGAGUGUGUAGAGGGCGUCUUGCGCUUGACGAAGUCCGACUUCCAAGAGCCUGUAAAUAUCGGUAGCGAUGAGAUGGUGAGCAUGAACGAGAUGGCCGAGAUUGUGCUCAGCUUCGACAACAAGCAGCUCCCGAUCAAGCACAUUCCCGGACCCGAGGGAGUGCGGGGACGAAACUCUGAUAACACUCUGAUCAAGGAGAAGCUCGGCUGGGCUCCAUCCAUGCGACUCAGGGACGGACUCGCCAUCACCUACAAGUGGAUCAAGGAGCAGAUUGAGAAGGAGAAGGAGUCCGGUGCAGACCUUGCAUCCAAGUAUGGAUCUUCCAAGGUGGUCGGUACCCAAGCUCCAGUGCAGCUGGGCUCUUUGAGAGCUGCUGAUGGCAAGGAGUAAACCAACUCAACUCAAUUCCACAGGCUGGUUUAAAACAAUCUGCAUGAUGUGACUGUGAUUGUUGGGUUUUUUCUCCGUGUGAAUUAGUUGUGUCGGUCGGUUGAGGUCGACUGUGAGACUCCACAGAAUGAGGUCGCUUUGACUGUCUGAGUGUUUGCCGCAAGAUGCCACCGGGUUUGACUAUCCCUUGUUCAAUUUUCCCCCUCACUCCCCCGCUCCCCUUGUGGUUUAUAACCGAGCUGGAAGACCAGUGAAGCUUGGCUCCAGCCUAGAUCAGUUAGAGUGUUUCAAUGCAAGACAUUCUUUCAAUAAUAAACAAAAAGAAUAAAAGAACCUGAUUGCAGGCGUCCAUGUGACACUCACCUUUGAUUAAA
Molecule: messenger RNA, 1709 nt
Organism: Physcomitrium patens
Lineage: Eukaryota; Viridiplantae; Streptophyta; Bryopsida; Funariales; Funariaceae
Product: GDP-mannose 3,5-epimerase 2
Molecular function (GO): GDP-mannose 3,5-epimerase activity; NAD binding
Source: RefSeq, a predicted model, not a curated record